Messenger RNA from Periconia digitata, 2334 nucleotides. The record is from the annotation of a GenBank genome assembly. Lineage: Eukaryota; Fungi; Ascomycota; Dothideomycetes; Pleosporales; Periconiaceae.
UCCCAGGUGGUCGUCAUGAGGUCGACAUUAAUAAUUUCGGCCGCGAUAGCUGCCGUGUCAGCACAGAGUUUCUCCUCCUCGAGAACGAGUUCGUUAGCAGAUGAUGCGCAACCUACAGAAACGCAGUCUGCAUCUGGUCCCAUUGAUACUAAAGUAGCAUGUGGGACGAUAUCCGAACUCAUUGGCACGACCAGGUCAUCCAGUAUCAGCGUCGAUGCUGAGCUUGCACAUGCAUGCCUUUCAUCGAUACCGAUAUUCAAAGAUGAAGCGUCGCAGAGCAUCACGUCGUUGAAGCAGAUGAUGCAAUUCCAAUCGACCCUGUCAUUUCUGAAGAACCCACCGAAGGGAUACUGGAACGAAAAGGUGGAUAUCAUAGCCGGUCUCGAAGACAUUGAGAAGAAAGUGUCGGGCAACGAAUACGCCGGAGAAUACGACUUUGAAACCGACAUCUCUUCCCUGCUCGUCAAGGCUCAUGACGGGCAUCUUUCUUUUGUCGGGGCAGCAUUCGGUGGGAUGUUCAAGUGGCGGAGGAGUAGACAGAUCACACUGAUAUCAGCCUCGCAGGAUGGGAAAGAGGUCCCCAAGGUCUACGUGGUUCAUGACUUCAACCACACUUCUGACGCAAACAUUGCUCGUUCCGCGGUCAAGUCCAUCGACGGCAAGGAGCCUCUGGAGUUUUUGCGCCAAGAGGGCGAGCUCAGCUCCUAUCACGAUCCGGACACGCAGUACAAUGCCAUGUUUUAUAUGCAGCCUGCUGAAAACUAUGGUUAUUUUGCCAACCCAAGAUUCUACCCGGGCAAAGACACCAAAAUUGAGUUCGAGAACGGGACUUCCAAUACUUACCCGAAUACCGCUUCCAUCCAGGACCCGGACAAUUGGGGCUCCAUACAAAAUGGCGAGGACGCCUACGAUGAGUUCAUCAUUCCAAAGUUCGACCUGGGUAUUAAGAAGAAAAGGACCGAUUUGGAUAGCAUUCCCCAUCAAUUGCAGAACCCGCGAGAACCGGAGCUCACGCGGCGCUUCCUUCCAUCUGGGUACCCCAAGGAGGUUGUUGUGCAGCACUCGGCGGAAGACGUGCCCCUCGCCGGCGUCUUCAUCGACGGACCCGAAGGGACAGGUAAAGUAGGCGUGCUGGUGAUCCAAACCUUCAACACCGAAACCGCCGAAUCUGCUCGGGAAUUCCAGACCAUAGUCCAAGACUACAUCGCAGCCGCACAGUCGCAAAAAGUGACCAAACACAUCAUCGAUGUGCGGACUAACGGCGGCGGCAAGAUCCUCCUGGGCUACGACACCUAUCUCCAAUUCUUCCCCUCCAAGAAGCCGCAACUCAUGUCCCGCUUCCGAGGGCACAAAGCGUCCGAACUCUUUGGCGAGAAGAUCUCCUCCCUUCCCCGAAUGACUGACGAAAACGGCGAACUAUAUACUUCCCCCUUCAACUACCACUCUUACCUCAACAAGGACAACGAAGCUUUCACAUCCUGGUCCAACAUGUACCCGCCCAACAAGCACAACGACGACUCCUUCACCGACCUCCUCCGCUACAACCUCUCGGACCCCUUCACAACAAGCUCCGACCGCUUCUCUGUGGGUGUAGAAAUGACAGGCUUCGGAUCGCGCUCAAACUUCACCACCGACCCUUUCAGCGCAGACGACAUCUACAUCCUCUCCGACGGCAUCUGCGCAUCCACCUGCUCCCUCUUCAUAGAACUAAUGUCCCAACAAGCCACAGUCCGCACCCUUGCUGUAGGCGGCCGUCCCCAAUCAGGCCCCAUGCAAUCCGUCGGCGGCACAAAAGGUUCCCUAGUCCUCCAAGAAUCAUAUCUCAUGGCCGUCUCCGCAUAUAUCAUCGCAGCCUACGGCAGCACAGACCCUAACGCAAAGUCCUGGCUCGACUUCUUACCCCAACCCUUCGCCAUCGCGACCGCGGACGCCUCUGUAAACUUCCAAGACAACAUCCGUAAAGGGCUGGAGAAGGAUGGUGUCGCGACACAGUUUAUGAACGAUACCGCAAACUGCAGGUUCUAUUUCGAGCCCAGCAUGUAUGUCGACCCCGCGAAAGUGUGGAGCAAAGCGUCCAAGGUUGCGUUUGGGAACAAGGGUCAGCUCGAUGAAGCUGCGUGCGUCCCUGGGUCUUUUACCAAGAGGGUACAGGCGGGCGGAAGUGGAGCGAGUAGCAGUGGUGACGGCGAGGGAGGCGGCGAAGGCGGCGAUGACAAGGAUAGCGCUGCCGCUCCCCCUGCGAUACUGGGCUCGCUGAAGCCGGUGUGGGUUGCUGCAGGUGUCAGUGUUGUUGUCUUCUUGAUGAGUUCGGAUGUAUUUGCGGGGAUGGGGUAA